Trichosurus vulpecula (common brushtail) is the source of this 1637-nucleotide messenger RNA. Its product is annotated as neuronal acetylcholine receptor subunit alpha-7. The transcript is spliced from 5 exons. Gene Ontology annotation, biological process: monoatomic ion transmembrane transport; nervous system process; regulation of membrane potential. The coding region runs from base 114 to 1079 and encodes 321 amino acids. Gene Ontology annotation, molecular function: neurotransmitter receptor activity; transmembrane signaling receptor activity; extracellular ligand-gated monoatomic ion channel activity. Gene Ontology annotation, cellular component: membrane; neuron projection; synapse. The record is from RefSeq and is a predicted model, not a curated record. Lineage: Eukaryota; Metazoa; Chordata; Mammalia; Diprotodontia; Phalangeridae.
GCAUAUUCAAGAGCUCAUGCUACAUUGAUGUGCGCUGGUUUCCUUUUGACAUACAACAGUGCAAACUGAAGUUUGGGUCGUGGUCUUAUGGAGGAUGGUCGCUGGAUUUACAGAUGCAAGAAGCAGAUAUUUCUGGCUACAUCUCAAAUGGAGAAUGGGAUUUAGUUGAAAUUCCUGGAAAGAGGAGUGAGAGAUUUUAUGAUUGCUGUAAAGAACCAUACCCAGAUGUAACAUUCACCGUGACCAUGAGACGCAGGACGCUCUAUUACGGCCUUAAUCUUCUCAUCCCGUGCGUGCUGAUAUCUGCACUCGCCCUAUUAGUGUUUUUGCUUCCUGCAGACUCCGGAGAGAAAAUCUCACUUGGAAUAACGGUUUUACUGUCUCUCACUGUGUUCAUGCUGCUCGUGGCAGAAAUCAUGCCUGCAACGUCCGAUUCAGUGCCAUUAAUAGCUCAGUAUUUUGCCAGCACGAUGAUCAUUGUUGGUUUUUCUGUUGUGGUGACGGUCAUCGUUUUGCAAUAUCACCACCAUGAUCCUGACGGAGGAAAAAUGCCGAAGUGGACCAGAAUUAUCCUUCUGAAUUGGUGUGCCUGGUUUCUGAGAAUGAAACGACCAGGAGAGGACAAGGUCCGCCCUGCCUGCCAGCACAAGCAGCACCGAUGUAGCCUGACCAGCGUGGAGCUCAAUGCCAUGUCAGGGCAACCAACCAGUAAUGGAAACAUGCUCUAUAUUGGCUUCCGUGGACUGGAGGGGACGCACUGCAUGCCUGCUAGUGACUCUGGGGUCAUCUGUGGGAGGAUGACUUGUUCUCCCACUGAGGAGGAAAAUCUCCUGCACAGUGGGCACACCUCUGAGGGGGACCCAGACCUAGCUAAGAUCCUGGAGGAGGUCCGCUACAUUGCCAAUCGAUUCCGUGACCAGGAUGAGGAGGAAGCUGUUUGCAAUGAGUGGAAGUUUGCAGCCUGCGUGGUGGAUCGCCUAUGCCUGAUGGCUUUUUCAGUCUUCACUAUCAUCUGUACCAUUGGGAUCUUGAUGUCAGCACCAAACUUUGUUGAGGCUGUGUCUAAAGAUUUUGCUUAACCUAACACUGGUUUUAAUCCUGUCAUGCUUGCUAUGUUGGAAAUAUAUGGGGCAGAACUCUGUUUUGGCUUUGGUGAGAUUUUGGGGUAUUGAUCCCAUAACAUCAUUGAACCCACACUGCACAGAUGUAUCAUUAUUAUCAGUAUUGUUACCUGCAAUUUCCUAUCCGUAAUACGAUGAUGAUGGCUUUUAUCCCAUCAGGUAGUCUGACAUGUAGAAUCAUAGACCUUUUUAAGGCUAGAAGGGACUGGAUGUUUUAGGGUUGGAAGGCAUCUAGUCAUUUCAUCAACUUCUCAGUAAAACAACACUUGAAGCGUCCCAAACAGCUUAAGUAUCAAUCCCAUAUUUAAAGAUGGCCAAGACUAAAGUCUCUUCACCAGUGUCAUUGUUAAUGCAUGUCUGCAUGUCACUUGCCCCAAAGGUCUAAAUUGACUACACACAAACUGGUUUGAAAAGAAAUCUAAAUUAAUUAAAUGUAAUCAAAUAGCUGGCUAUUUUAAAUGAAUGAGUAAAUAAGUGGUUGUUUGAUGGGAUUCAACUCCAUUUAUUAAUUUUUCC